GUUUCUUGCUUCCUCCUCAUGUUACAGAUAAGUGAAUUGAUGCAUACAGAGCUGAACAGAAACCACUGUUGAAGGAGAAGGAGGCAAGAGAGGGGUGCUGCAAUGACUAGUCUCCUCCUUUGGUUGAGCUUCCUGAUCCUCUGCCUUCUGGAAGUCAAGUCUUCUGCUGAAGGUGAAACUAUAGCAGUCACCAGCAGUGGCCCUAUCCAGGGAAAACAUGUCCCAGCUGGCUCAAGAAACGUCAUAGCCUAUUUGGGCAUCCCCUAUGCAGAACCCCCUGUGGGGAAAUUGCGCUUCAAGAAGCCUCUACCCCAUAAGCCAUGGAGACACAUCCUGGAAGCCACCAACUUUGGAAAUGCAUGUCCCCAACCAGUUAUUUGGGACGCUCCUGAUGUUGCCAUAUACAGUGCCAACACACCACAAUCGGAGGACUGUCUCUUUCUCAAUGUCUGGGUGCCCCAUCCCCGGCCCUCCACACCUGCUGCUAUCCUUGUCUGGAUCCAUGGUGGUUCAUAUUUUUUUGGCACAGCUUCCCUGGUCGUAUAUGAUGGGGCAUUCCUAGCUGCUACUGAGAAUGUCAUUGUGGUCUCCAUGAAUUACCGUCUGGGAGCUCUAGGCUUCCUUUCAUUGCCACCAGCUGCCCCAGGAAACGUGGGCUUGUUUGACCAGCAGUUGGCCCUAAGAUGGGUGAGGAAGAAUGCAGCUGCUUUUGGAGGAGAUCCGACUCGGAUAACCAUUUUUGGUGAGAGUGCAGGAGGAGCGAGUGUCAAUUAUCACCUCCUCUCACCUGGGAGUCGGCCUCUAUUUGACCGUGCUGUGCUGCAGAGUGGGACGGCGACUGCAUCCUGGGCUUGGGUGAGUCCCGAGGAAGCAAAGAGGAGAGCCUUGGCCCUGGCCGAGCUGAUGGGCUGUACAGAAGUUAAGGACAGUGCCAUAGUGAGUUGUUUGCAGGGUAAGAGAAUAGAGGAAUUUCCAAAAUACACAUUCUCAGUUUUAGUUCUAAAUCCCCCCUUCGUACCAACAACAGAUAGAGAUUUCCUUCCUGAUGACCCACAGAAACUUAUGGAGUCCGGGCACUUUCAGCCUAAACCUAUGAUGAUCGGUGCCACCUCUGAUGAAGGGUCCAUUUUUGUCUUCUGUCUUGCUCCUUUCUUACAUGCAUUUGAUGAAAGCCUUUUGACCUGGGAGCAGCUCUUGGCGGGGAUAAAGAUGAAUGUAUGGAAUGCAACAGAAGACUUCAUCCAAUCCAUUGCUCAGAGGUACAGUGAAGCAGAACCAGAGGGCCCAGCCCGCUAUCGUUCCGCCUUGUCCCACGCCUGGGGUGAUCACUCCUUUGUAUGUCCAGCAAACAAAAUUGCUACAGAGACUGCAAAGACUGGAAGUCCUGUGUAUGCUUACACUUUCAUGCAUCGCAGUAUUGGCUCCCUCUGGCCUGAAUGGACGGGGUCGCAACAUUUAGCGGAGCUCCCAUAUGUUUUUGGAACCCUGACCUUAUUACCAGGAAGCAGUGUAGCUCACACAGAGGCGGAGUUAGAGCUGAUCCCCCGAGUGAUGCGGUACUGGGCAGAGUUUGCCAGAAGCGGCAAUCCCACCCCUUCAGAAGUUGGUGAGGCACAAUGGCCACUCUACAACCCUGCAGAACAGAAUUUCUUUCGCAUCAGCACAGAGCCGCCUCAAGUCAUGAAGCCCUCACCCGCUCAGCACUGUUCUUUCUGGACGGCACUUGCACCAGAGGCAUUGAAGCCAAAUCACCCUUCAAAUGAUUCUGUUCCAGCCAGUCCAGAAGGCGAUACGAAGCCAGAAAUGUAAAUUCAGAUAAGUAUGUAUGGAUGGAAAAAGAGGAUCAUAUGAACUGGAAGAAAAAAGGCUAAAGAGGCAGUGUACAACAGAGGAAAUAUCCGUUUAUACCUUCAUUCUUUCAUGUAAAUUCAGAGAGGAUUAUACUACUUUCUGUCGUCUGAUUUUAAAACAUAAAAUCUGAUACCCAGCUCCUUCUCAGGCACACUCAAAUCUAGAUUCAUUUGACUAAAUUAAAGUGGUCUCCUGAGCUCUC
Molecule: messenger RNA, 2053 nt
Organism: Heteronotia binoei (common prickly gecko)
Lineage: Eukaryota; Metazoa; Chordata; Lepidosauria; Squamata; Gekkonidae
Product: cholinesterase-like
Exons: 4
Coding region: 103-1809 (568 amino acids)
Biological process (GO): methylation; acetylcholine catabolic process; choline metabolic process
Cellular component (GO): plasma membrane
Molecular function (GO): methyltransferase activity; acetylcholinesterase activity; nucleic acid binding
Source: RefSeq, a predicted model, not a curated record